AUGGAUACUUCCGCAAGGCAGUGGGUAUUAAUUUGUUCAUUUCUCAAACUGCCGGCUGGUUUUGAGAUUGAUGAGACCUCGGUUACUUUAGUAGACCUCAAAUCUUCAGAAUUUCAACAAGUGCAAGCAAAUAUAAAAGCGACCGAUGUUGUGUUAAAACAUUUACUACGGAAUGGAGAUCAAUUUAUCAUACUAGAACAUUACUUUCAAGACAGUUGGCUGCGAUGGGGAUUAGUAAAGGUACCCAAUCAGGAGAGUAUCGGUCACGAUAAACCAAAUUAUAAAGAGCAGGUCUCUACACGUUAUGACGUAAAGACUCUUGACGAAUGGUGCGAUCUGAGCAUCGAAGACAUACUUCCGUAUUGGAAAGAAGACAGACAGAAAAUUCCUGAUGGUGACAUGCCAGAACAAUUACCUCUGGUUAUGAAACCUCCGGGCUUUAGUUAUGGUAAAGAGAUGGUGAUUGAUGAACAUGGUAGUGGAUCAUUUAUUCACCGUCAAGAACUGGAUCCGAGUUCAUAUCUUCAACAGAAAUAUUAUGAAAUGUUAUACUCCCUCAACGAUCCGCUGGCACAUUUUGUUAAAUCGAAACUUUCACGACUCAAAGUUCUAUGUAAACGGCAUGGGAAAGCGUAUCAAACCGUACUGAAGUCUUCUCUCGUAGAUCAAUCAACUUUUGAACAAAGACAUCACCUAGAGCACUGCGGUCUGCUAAAAUAUGAGAGCAUCCCUGAUGAAUGCAAAGACUUCCGAGUUAGAAGCAUACGUGAUACUCUUGGGGUGGAUAUUGAAAGGAUGCAGAACUUAAACGAUGUCAUAUCAGACAUCUCAAACAUACUGAAGGUUAGGGAUAUAAAACUGCAGAUUAUGAUUCUUUUGGAAUUACUAACAGAAGGAAAGUUGGAUUCUACGAUUAAACAAUACGAAACAAACCACGCAAACAAACUUAAUGAAGGGUCUUUUAAUAUGAUGACAACCAUGACACGAUUUUCAAGAAGACGAAAUAAAGGAAAGUCUAGCAAGUCCGUAAAACAACUUAAAGUAAUCGAUUAUUGUCAAAAUUUAGAUAUCCUUUUGGAUAAGUUAGGAAUAGCCGAGGCCUUGAUAUCUACCGAAAUAUCAUUGCAUUCUGAACAGCCGCCAAUAAACAAAUUAAUUCAUGAAUACAAACAAGGAAUAGUCAAUAAAAAUAAAGAAAUAUCUUCCAAAGGUUUUCUCAGUUACGUCGUUGUUCCAUAUUGGUAUAAGAAACUGCCUUUUGUUGUCACUUUCAUAACGAAUAAAAUCAAGGGACCUACUAUGGAAAAAAAACCCAUGACAAAUGCGCAGCAAACUAAUUCUAACAGAUCAAGAGCUGGAUCAAUAUCUUCAGUCAGCGAUGGAAAGCGCUCUUCGCCACAAAUGCCUCCAUUAUUAAGAACUAGAACGAACUCAAACCUUGUAGAGUUUUUGGAGGAGGAAACAACAAAGAAGAAACCCAAAAUGGCGUCAAGGUCGUCGUCGGAUUUGAAACUGAAUCGCCUUCAAAAAAGACAAAUGUCUGUGCAAGAUCUUUCUUUAGACGAUAUUGUCAAGCAAAGACAACAAAUAUUGGAGGAGUUCAGCACUGUUAGAACUGUUUUGGUAAACGGAAAAGCUAUCAAUAUCUCUCAAUCUCAUAAUAACUCUUUCCAACGAGUUGGUAAACGUAAACUUGCUAGCUAUAUCUCAGAAACCGGAUUUGAUGAUAAACAGCAGGAUAUACAUGUUACAGCAACUCCGAUCAAACCUAUAGAGGAAAAGAAGGACACCCCAGUGUUGGUGGCUUCCCCUUCAGUUGUUUCAGAAACACCAGUUAGGGCAUCGCCAGUAAAGGUUAAAACCAGGCACGUCCGUAGGAGAUUAUUUGCGCCGUAG
Kluyveromyces lactis is the source of this 1896-nucleotide messenger RNA. RefSeq names its product Sld3p (gene SLD3). Lineage: Eukaryota; Fungi; Ascomycota; Saccharomycetes; Saccharomycetales; Saccharomycetaceae. Gene Ontology annotation, cellular component: DNA replication preinitiation complex. The record is from RefSeq and is a predicted model, not a curated record. The coding region runs from base 1 to 1896 and encodes 631 amino acids. The transcript has a single exon. Gene Ontology annotation, biological process: DNA replication initiation.